Messenger RNA from Cornus florida, 540 nucleotides. RefSeq lists its product as uncharacterized. Bases 1 to 540 code for a protein of 179 amino acids. The transcript has a single exon. The record is from RefSeq and is a predicted model, not a curated record. Lineage: Eukaryota; Viridiplantae; Streptophyta; Magnoliopsida; Cornales; Cornaceae. Gene Ontology annotation, biological process: positive regulation of cytoplasmic translation. Gene Ontology annotation, molecular function: translation regulator activity; zinc ion binding; mRNA binding. Gene Ontology annotation, cellular component: cytoplasm.
AUGUCGGUGGUGGAAUACGAGAACAGGUUCACCUCACUCUCUCGCUUUGCUCCAGAGAUGGUGAGUAAUGAAGUUGAUAAGGUUCGGAAGUUUAUCUCCAGACUUGACUAUAAGAUGAGGCCGUUGUUAAUAGCACAGGGCAUUAAGGUUUAUUCUGAGGCAGUGGAAAGGGCACUAAUGCUAGAAGCGGAGGCCAAAGAUAAAGAUGCAAGAAGGGAACAGUGGAAGCAAAAGAGGAAUGCAGGGUCAUUUUCAGAGGAACCUUCAGGGAAAAGGAACAGGGGUGGUUCAUCUCAGUUUCAGGGGCAGCAGUCAGCACGAUCCGCUCCUACCACUCCUAUGCCAGCAGGGUCUGCCAAGAGUGGUGUCAUUUGUUAUCGUUGUAAUCAGCCGGGUCACUACAAGUCAGAGUGUCCACAGACAUUAGUUAAUUCUGAGGCUUGUUUUGGUUGUGGCCAACAGGGCCAUAAGGUUAAGAAUUGUCCUAAUCAGGGAGCAGGCACCGGUAGUGGUAGAGGGUCACAACAGAGGCCAUUAUAG